CUUAGAAUAGAUAAAUUUCAUACUGAGAUCGAAUCCUUGUUUUAUAGAAUUAGACUUAUUCGUGGCAAGCGAGAAAUUGCACUCGUUGAAUAUGAACGGGGAGGAUUGAGGCAGGGGAAAAAAAUUAAGUUUACAUAUUACAGGGAAGGAAAGAAUCGCCUUUUUUCCUCACAUCAAACAUCAAACCGCGGCACCUGCUUUUCGGCAUCUUUCCAAAAUCAAUAAACAUGUCCAGUCUUUUAAUUGGUCGAAUUUUUGAAUAUUUUUUGGUACACUCAUUUAUUAAUGAAUGUUUACCUGUGCAAGCCCCAGAAGUGCAACAAAUUUGAUGGUUUGCUACGAUUCGUUAGCACCCAUAAGAAUAAAAACAAAAUAAUUUGCACGCAGCCAUGAAAAGACGCCAGUUGAUAGUUUUAGUCAUCAUCACUUUUUUUGUUACGUUUUUAAUUUGUGUUUUAGGGAGCCAAAAUCUGUACUUCGCUCAGCAUUCACAAGCCUCUUCGUCUCCGAAGAGGGAGAUUGCGUUUGGCGCCCUUUUGCCUCUCCACGUCAAGGACGAACUUCAACGAUGUGGAUCGGCUCAGAAACACCAAAAAGGAUUUUUAUGGUUGAACGCACUAAAAUAUGCAGUUGAGGAAGUCAACAGAAAAUGGAACAGGCAGCUUUAUAAUGCGUCCUUGACGCUGAAAGUUCGUGAUACUUGCAAUGAUGGACAAAUAGCAUUGGAGCAAGCUCUUGACCUUGCUAACAGUCACGGGAAAACAGUAGAGAUAUCCUCAUCGAGGCAUGACAAUGCUUCGGACGAUAUCAAACAAGUUUUCGGCGUGAUAUCUGCCUCUCAAAAUAAGGACGCCUCAACCCUUUUAGGCCUGUUUAAGGUGCCGCAAAUAAUAUUUGGAAGAGAAUUGGGAAGGAGUGUGCCUCAGAAUUCGAAUGAAAUUUUGCAAUCAGUAUCAGUUGGUUUCUACAAGGCUCGGGCGCUUGCAGAUCUCAUCAAAUAUUUUACUUGGAGUGCGGUAUCGGUGAUAUAUUCUACUAACAAUCGAGAAGACUACGAAAUCUUUUUGCGAAUAUCGAACAUCGAAAAGCUGUGUAUUGCUGUUACUGCUCGACUUGCUGUUGGGGAAACGGAUUCUACUCGGUUCGAGCGCGUUCUGGCGAAACUGUCGACCGAGCCUCAAUCUACUGCGGUUAUCGUCUUCAUGGGAGAUGCUGAAACGAAAGAGUUAUUGCAAUCUUUCAAAAACAAGAAGGCUAUUCCACAUUUCACCUGGAUGCUAGCAAACCAACAGAACGUGAACUGUUUUCAAGGCAGUACUCUACACGAUACUCUCAUCCUGAUCCCUCAGUUUCCAUUCAUGGAGGGUUUUAGGAACUAUUUCAACGACAAGGAUGAUGCUGUUGAAUUUAACGACGUUGUUGAAAGUCCUGGCGGUCAAAGCAGCUGUUUAAACAUUGGAACGCUUGACUCGCCGUCUGAACGAAGAAAAGAGGAAAUCCAAGCGUCCAUGAAUAGUGUUUAUCUGCUCGCACAUGCGUACGAAAAGGCGGCUCAAUCCCGCACACACCGACUUGAUCGAGCGGCGUUUUCCAGAAGUCUGGCGCUCGUGCUUGAUGUGCUGUACAGUCAGAACUGGAAGGUGUUCUCCGGUGAGUGGCGAAUGAAGGAGAACAUGUUUUCUUUGAUUCAUUUGCAAUCAAAUGGAUCCGUAAACAGUCUUGUCAAUGUAGGUACUUGGGAUAGCGCAUGGUAUAUCAAUCAUCUUGGAUUGAGGUGGAUCAAUCAUACAGUGCCAAAGUCCUUUUGUGGCGACCAAUGCUCUCCCGGUCACAUCCGGGUUUUAAAGGACAACUGCAAGUGUUGCUGGUCCUGCUCAGCUUGCCAUUAUAAUCAGAUUGUCAGAGAUGAUUUCACUUGCGCCGAUUGUUUGAGAGGCUAUUGGCCCAAUGAAGAUUUCACCAAAUGUGAAUUUCAGUGGCGGAGAACUUUCUUCGACUGCACUUUGGCCGUUUUAGCUGUGGUGCUUGUCUUCUCCUUCAUGGUCCUUUAAUUAUUUUAGUUCUUAAUUACAGUAUUACAAUUAUUUAAUUAUUUCAGGUAGUUUACUUUUGAAUUUUCCUUACUAACUGACAUCCUUCUUUAUCUCCUGACUGUUUGCCAACGUGCUUUAAUUGCAGCCAAAAAGAUGUCGAACACUUUUGGGAAUUGCAUUACAGGGUUCUCUAAGACUUCGUUUCUUACCAUACUGCGAUUUGUCAGACCUAUUUCGCCCAAAUGUGAUGGGAAAAUGCUUGAGCAGAUAAAAUCGCUCCGAUUCACAAUCGGAAAUCGUGGCGUGUUGGCUCGCGUGAAUGAACCACCUAAUCGGUCCUAUAACCAUAUUGGGGUGCUCGGCACAGAUUAUGCAAGAGGUAUGCAACUUUAUGGGUCGUACUUCUUCUGACGAACGAGCAACACCCUCGUAAAUUUUCCGUCGAUAAACACUGAUGCGUGGGCCAACUGACCUGGCUGUACGUGCGAACUUGCGGUACCUUUUGUCACAAAACUCGCACAAUGACUACAAACAAUAAACUGCGAAGAUAAAGACCUAUCCAAUACUAAAAUCUCCCAUCAAAGUUCACAACAAUCAGUUAAAGAAUUUAUAGAGCUUUACCGAAUCCUGUUUCGUGACCUUGUCAGUCAUGCAGGCUAAUACUCUAGUGAUCGGUUGCCAUAAAUGGAAAGAGUAGGGGAAAAUUAUAUGUUGCGGACUCUAGGACCACGAUGUCCAAAUGUAACUUCUUUUAAGGCGAUUUCUUGUUUAAAAAAAACUAAUAAGAUUUGUAUGCAAAAAAGUUGCCAAGUUUUGUGAUCAGCAUACAAAUCCUUAAAAUUUGUCAAAUCUUUGAAUUCGCCUGCCCGUUUUGUUCCGCGACCCUUACCAUGACUGACUAGGUCACGUGGUGGCCUCGUGAAAUAGUUUACUUUAGUUUAGUUUAGUUUAAUGAGUUCGUGACCAAAAUAUAAGAACAAAUUAAUUCGGAGACAAACAAUGAAAUUAAACAAAUACGUUAAUCAGUUGCCGAGUUAGUAAGUGCCGUUAAACUGACGUUUUGGGGAUAUUUUGCCAAGUUGUGGAUAGCUUUUCUAUUUUUGCAUUUUUUACCCAUUUUUAAAUAGAAAAAAAGAACUAUUGUCACUUGAAGAUUCACAUGCAAAAACAAUGCGAUGAUUGAUGCGUUUUAAGAGGCUGCUUAUUAGUCACAUGUAAAAUACAUGCAGUGUAUGUGUAAAGAAAACUUGUUAACGUUGGUUGACUGCUAUGAUAAUGUUGUAAUGCAACAUGGUGCAAAUAUAGCGAUCAUU
Molecule: messenger RNA, 3346 nt
Organism: Orbicella faveolata
Lineage: Eukaryota; Metazoa; Cnidaria; Anthozoa; Scleractinia; Merulinidae
Product: metabotropic glutamate receptor 3-like
Biological process (GO): G protein-coupled receptor signaling pathway
Cellular component (GO): membrane
Molecular function (GO): G protein-coupled receptor activity
Source: RefSeq, a predicted model, not a curated record